Molecule: messenger RNA, 392 nt
Organism: Gongylonema pulchrum
Lineage: Eukaryota; Metazoa; Nematoda; Chromadorea; Rhabditida; Gongylonematidae
Source: the annotation of a GenBank genome assembly
AUGCAAAUAGGACCAAAGUGCUUAGGUGAUACAAGCCGACCACCGAAGCCGAAUGAAGUGGAUGGCCGUGAUUAUCACUUUGUUUCAAAAGAACAAAUGCAGGAAGACGUACGCAACAAUCAGUUCAUAGAAGCUGGCCAAUUCCAGGACAAUCUCUAUGGCACAAGUAUUAACUCUGUUCGUGAAGUUGCCGAAAUGGUAUGUUUUGAUACAGCUUUAAAAAAAAAAAGCAAAAGCAAGGAAGUUUUGCGGGAAAAGUGCUCUCAUCGGGUCGUUUUGUUUGAAUUUUCUCAUGGAAAUAGAGGAAAUUUCAGUACUUUUUUAGCAGUUUUAUUACCAAAGGGGUUGAGAUCCUCGUUAGAGAUUUGGUGUCAGAUCCAUUGUUGUUAAUU